Molecule: messenger RNA, 986 nt
Organism: Olea europaea var. sylvestris
Lineage: Eukaryota; Viridiplantae; Streptophyta; Magnoliopsida; Lamiales; Oleaceae
Exons: 5
Coding region: 116-799 (227 amino acids)
Biological process (GO): ubiquitin-dependent protein catabolic process via the multivesicular body sorting pathway
Cellular component (GO): ESCRT I complex
Molecular function (GO): ubiquitin binding
Source: RefSeq, a predicted model, not a curated record
AAUUUCUUUCCUUCACCUAGUGCUCUCCCAGUAGUUUAAGAAACUCCGGCAACUGUGAUUCAUCGGAAAAACCGACGAAAAACUCAUUAGAAACUAGAUUAAUUUUUUACCAGUAAUGAAUUACGAUUUCAGGACCCGAGAGGGCCAAUCUUACGACCCGAAUUAUAGCAGGCCGGCCGCUGCUGCGGUGUCAUCGUCUGCGCAUCCGCCGUACGGGAAACCAUCCUCCCUCUAUCCCAAGAUCGGUGGCGGUGGCGGUGGCGGUGGCGGUGGCGCCAGCUCCUCCACCCCUGGCGUCCCUGGUCGUGGCCAUCAAUUCCAGCAUGCCCCUGCUCCGCCCUCUACUUCUGGAAUUGGGAUUAGGGUUGCUGUAAAACCAGAGUAUAAAAUUACACCACCGCCUCAGUUGUCUCCACACGUUGGAGAGAUUCCUCGAAGUCGUUUCCACUUUGAUUUCGAAUUCGAGAGGAUUCUUUUGGCUGAAGCAGUCAAGGAAAACCCGAAUUGGAGCCGACUUGGCCUGGAAACUGUUCCUCCUAAGCCAACUGAGUCAACAUCUUAUAACCCAAGCGCUGAUCACUUAGUGAGUAAAUAUAUAGCAUCUGGCCUUAAUAGAGAUGCUGUGCCUAUUGCUGUUGCAAAUUAUGGAGACAAUCCUGCCAAGGUUAAGGAAUUUGUGAAUGGCUAUGCUCUUCUGCAUGAAAUGGGAUUCUCAUCGAACAGUGUUGCAGACGCCCUGUUCAUGUACGACAAUGAUACCGACAAGGCAUUGGCUCAUUUUCUCAACGGCGCAUCCUAAAAUCUCUGUACUAUUAGUUGUUUUUAAGUUGAAGUGGUUGUAUCAUUUGUUUGUAUUGGUGCAGCCGCUAAUGUACCCUGGUAAUAUACUCCUAUACGAUUGUAAAUGAAUUUCCUGUGAGAAAUGAAUAAUAUGCUCUUUAAACUAGCAGUGCUAUUAAUUGUUCGACUCUAUAUUUUCCAGACGA